Cylindrotheca closterium is the source of this 897-nucleotide messenger RNA. NCBI's taxonomy places the organism in Eukaryota, Bacillariophyta, Bacillariophyceae, Bacillariales, Bacillariaceae. The record is from the annotation of a GenBank genome assembly.
AUGUGCCCAUCCAUAAUAUCAUCCAUUUCGCACCAUUCUCCCGUCUCUCCCCUGAGAAUGUCCACCAAAGAAGACACCACCAAGGCCAAAAAUGCUAUUAAUGCAACCGUAGUAGAAGAAACCGUGUACAAUGACAAAUUAGACCAAGUAGAACCAGAAGAAGAACUGAACCGCAAAUUCAUCCAACGCAACAAACGAUGGGUCGUACUAGUAGACGAUGAAGAACCCAUUCGAUUGGCAGUCGGAGACUUUUUAUAUUCCCAUGGAUACCAAGUUACGGCGUGCGCAGAUGCGGACAGCAUGUUGGAAGUUUGUGCCAAGCCGACAGUGGAUGGUGCCUUGAUCACACCGGACGCCAUUGUCAGCGAUAUUCGAAUGCCGGGAAAAGAUGGAUUGGAACUCCUUGGUCUGAUACGAGAGGACCAACGGUUGACAAGAAUCCCAGUGAUUUUGUUGACGGCCAAGGCCAUGACCAAGGAUCGAAUUGAUGGCUACAAGGCGGGAGCCGAUGUCUACCUUCCAAAGCCCUUUGAUCCGGAAGAGCUAUUGAGUAUCUUGGACAAUAUCAUUACACGAAGAAAACAAAUGAGUGGCAAGAAUGGGGAUCUGAUGGACCUCAAAACGGACAUGGAAAAUAUCAAAUUCAUUAUGCAACAAAACAGUCAGACUGUCGUCAAGAAGACGGACGUCUUUUUGACAGAUACAGAAAGGGAUGUUCUGGAAUUGGUGUGUAAGGGGUAUACCAAUACCGAAGUUGCAACGAAACGGGAAGUUGCAGUCGAUUCCGUCAAUCGAAUGUUAACUAAACUGUAUUCGGAAACGGGGACCAGGACGCGGACCGAAUUGGUGCGAUGGGCCAUGAAACAUGGGUACGUAUCCACAAAAUAUAAAGCUUAG